AAAAAACUUUUCCCUUUUUUUUCUCUUGCUUCACUUAUCUGGGGAAAAACUUAAGGAAGAGAGAGAAAGGAUUCUGUGUACAAUAAACCAAUCUACAUAUACAUCAUUAUACAACCAUCAUAUACACAUCUUCUGUCACAUAUCAACAAAGUUUAAUAUAAUAUAAAUCAUGGAUAAUCAACAAGUGCUUCGUCCUUUAUCUAUCAAACAAAACACAACCGAGGUUUCCGUUCUCGUCCCAGCCAACAUUUGGGUUCUUGCUGAGCAACUUAGAGAAGAGUUCCCUGUCGAUAACGAUAAUGUAGAAGAAAUCACUCAAAUCGAACUCGCUGCCAAGUUUUUAUAUUUCACUACAGUCCGUGCAUCUAAUGAACCUCAAUUUUUACCUGUCGCACGGACAUUGUUUGUGGACUUCGGUGCUCAAUAUCUUAAAAACAACGAUGUCCAUGCAAUCUCUCGUUCUCUAUCAUCAUCCGAAUCUAAGAAAAUCGUCAUCCAAGCCUACUAUAACGCUCUGGUCGUACUCAAGGAAUAUAAUGUCUUAUCAGCUGAAGAGGCUGCACCUACCAAGUCUGCUCUCUUUGAAGCUGCUACUCGUGGUGACGCUAAACUGUUUGCCAUCUUUGGUGGUCAAGGUAACAUUGAGGAAUAUUUUGAUGAACUCGCCGAUAUUUGGGAAACUUAUCAAGGCCUCGUCAAGCCUUUCGUCGAACGUAUGGCCAUUGUCCUCGGUGAAUAUGCUCGCAGCCCCGAAGCAAGCGUACUUCAUUCCAAAGGUUUAGAUAUUAUGCGCUGGUUAGAUAACCCAGAGUCAAGACCAGAUCUUCAAUACUUUGUUUCCGCACCUGUCAGUUUCCCAUUGAUCGGUCUUACUCAAAUUCUUCAUUACUUUGUUAUGAUUCGUGUUCUCGAAUGGACUCCCGCCAAGAUUCGUGACUUGUUUGCUGGAUCCACGGGUCACAGUCAAGGUAUCAUCAGUUCAGCCGUUAUUUCCGCGUCAUCCACCGAGGAAGAAUUUGUUCGCAAUGCUGAAAAGGCAUUGGGUCUUCUCUUCUGGAUUGGUACCCGUGCUCAACAAGUUUUCCCUCCUACCACCUUAAACCCUGCCGUCUUGGAAGAUUCAAUCAACAACAAUGAAGGCAACCCUACCCCUAUGCUUGCUAUCACCGGUUUACGUGAAAACCAAGUUCUCAAGCAUGUUGAGGAAACCAAUUGUCACUUGGCUCCUGAUCGUCAAAUCGAAGUGACUUUGCAUAACGGUCCUCGUUCCUUCGUCUGUACCGGUCCUCCUCAAUCCUUGUACGGUUUGAACCUUACCUUGCGUAAGCUCAAGGCUCCUACCGGUCUUGAUCAAUCUCGUGUACCUUACUCUCAGAGAAAGAUCAAGUUCUCUUCUCGCUUCUUGCCUAUCACAGCACCUUUCCAUAGUGUUUACUUGAAAUCUGCUGUUCCUAUCAUUUUACAGGAUGCCGACAAGCAUAACCUCCGCUUCAAUGCUAGUGAAUUGAAGAUCCCUAUUUAUGCUACUGAUUCUGGCGAGGAUCUUCGUAAAUCUGAUGAUCUCACCAAAUCAUUACUUUCACUUAUUUGUGAACACCACGUUCAUUGGGAAAAUGCGAUCGCUGCCAAGGACUUGACACACAUUAUUGAUUUUGGACCUGGUGGUACAUCCGGAAUUGGCGGUUUGACCUACCGUAAUAAGGAAGGUACGGGUGUACAAAUCGUGUUGGCCGGUGCUCUUGAAGGUGCCAACAGAGAUUUGUCAUACAAGGCCGAUCUCUUUGAUUCUGACAUUCGUUCUGUCACCUAUUCUCAAAACUGGGCAAAGGUCUUCCAACCCAAGUUGGUGCAAACCACAAGCAAUGGACGUAUUCAUGUGGACACCAAGAUGUCUCGCUUGCUGGGUAAGCCACCACUUAUGGUUGCUGGUAUGACUCCUGCCACUGUCAACGAAAAGUUUGUUGCUGCUGUCAUGAAUGCUGGUUAUCAUGUUGAAUUGGCUGGUGGUGGUCAUUUUAAUGAAGCCGUACUUCGUGAUAAGGUUCACAAGAUCAUGAAUCUCACUCGUGCUGGUGAAGGUAUCACCUUGAACAUCAUCUUCUUGAACGUUCGUCAAUGGGGAUUCCAAUAUCCUUUGAUUCAAGUGAUGCGUAAGGAAGGUUUGCCUAUGGAAGGUCUCUGUGUUGCCGCUGGUGUUCCUUCUCUUGAAUUAGCCAACGAAAUCAUCGCCAACCUUCAAGCCGCUGGUCUUCGUCAUAUCGCUUUCAAACCUGGUAGUGUCGAUACCAUUCGUCAAGUCAUUGCCAUCGCUGCUGCUAACCCUACCAUGCCCAUCAUCAUGCAAUGGACUGGUGGUCGUGCUGGUGGUCACCACAGCUUUGAAGACAUUCAUCAGCCUAUCCUUGAAACCUAUGCCGCUAUUCGUCGUCAACCCAACAUUGUUCUCGUUGCUGGUUCCGGUUUUGGUGGUGCUGAUGACACUUUACCUUACAUCACUGGUGAUUGGUCAGCUAAGUUUGACUAUCCCCCUAUGCCUUUCGAUGGUAUCCUCUUUGGUUCUCGUAUGAUGGUUGCCAAGGAAGGCUUGGCCUCUCCUGCCGCUAAACAAGCCAUGGUUGAUGCUGCCGGUGUAGAUGAUGCUGAUUGGGAAAAGACCUAUAAGGGUCCUGCUGGUGGUAUCAUCACCGUCUUGUCCGAGCUCGGUGAACCUAUCCACAAGGUUGCUACACGCGGUGUUCGUCUCUGGAAGGAACUUGACGAAAGUAUCUUCUCCUUACCCAAGGAAAAGCGUCUUCCCGCUCUUUUGGCCAAGAAGGACUACAUCAUCAAGCGCUUGAACGCUGAUUUCCAAAAGGUCUGGUUUGGUCAGAAGAAGACUGGUGAAGCUGUUGAUCUUCAAGAUAUGACAUACUCUGAAGUUGUCUACCGUUUGAUUCAAUUGCUUUAUGUCAAGCAUGAAGGCCGCUGGAUCGAUGUUACUCUUCGUGAUUUGGUCGGUCAUUUCUUACGCCGUGUUGAAGAGCGUUUCACCAAGACUGAAGCUCCCUCUAUGCUUCAAAACUAUACUCAAUUGAACUCCCCUUAUCCUUUCGUUGAAGAGUUCAUGGCUCAAUUCCCUGAUGCCGAAACUCAAUUGUUGACCUCUGAAGACGUUCUUCACUUUAUUGCUCUUUGCAAGAACCCUAUCAUGAAGCCUGUACCAUUCAUUCCUGUCAUGGACAAGGACUUUGAUAUCUGGUUCAAGAAGGACUCUCUCUGGCAAUCUGAAGAUCUUGCCGCUGUUGUUGAUCAAGAUGUCCAACGUACAUGUAUUCUUCACGGUCCCGUUGCUGCCAAGUAUGCCACUCGUGUCGAUCAACCCGUUGGUGAAAUUCUUGGUGACAUUUACGAAAGCCAUAUUCAAAGCUUGAAGGAACGCUACUAUAAGGAUGCUCCUAUCCCUCAAAUUGAAUAUCUUGGUGGUAGUGCUAUUCAAAACUCUCAAGUCAAAGAGACCGCCUCUGGUAACGACCGCGUUUAUGAGCUCACCUCCAGCUCCAUUGAUGAAUCUCAAUGGCUUCAAGCUAUUGCUGGACCCAAGUACAGCUGGCUUCGUGCUCUCUUAACCUCUUCCUUCAUUGUUCAAGGCAAGCGAUUCAUUGAUAAUCCUGUCAAACGUGUAUUCCGUCCUCGUGCUGGCCAAAGAGUUGUUGUCUCUACUGAUGCUCAAGGCAAUGUCACUGCUGUCAAGGUUCAAGACAGACGUCCCUGGAGCGCAACUGACAAGACAAAGGACUACAUUACUUCUGUUGAUGCCAGUAUCUCUGGCAAGUUAAUCAACUUCAACCUUUAUGAAAAGAGAGGCAAUGAUUUGAUUCCAUUCAACUUACAAUUCGAAUACAAACCUGAACUUGGCUAUGCUCCUAUCCAUGAAAUUAUGGAAGGUCGCAACGAGCGUAUCAAGGACUUUUACUAUAAGCUCUGGUUUGGUGUUGAUCACAAGGAUGAUUACUUGAAUGUUCCUGUCACUGAAAAGUUGAUUGGCACAGGUGAAUCCGUUCAAUCUGCUGAAGUCAAGGAGUUCUGCCAAGUUGUUGGCAAUCAAGCUGAAAUCUUUAUUGAUCGUGGUCAAAAGGUUGUUUAUGCUCCUAUGGACUUUGCCAUCGUUGUCGGCUGGAAGGCCAUUAUCAAGGCUAUUUUCCCCAAGGUCAUCGAUGGUGAUCUCUUGAAGCUUGUCCAUAUGUCCAAUGGUUACCGUCUCCUUGAUAACUCUGAGCUCCUCAAGGUUGGUGAUGUUGUUGAUACUUAUGCCUAUAUCAACGGUAUCAUCAACACUGACUCUGGUAAAAUUGUUGAAGUCAAGGGUACCAUUGUUCGUGAUGGUAAGCCUGUUCUUGAAGUCACUAGCCAGUUCUUGUACCGUGGUCAAUUCAAUGAUUAUGAACACACCUUUGAACGUAAGUCUGAAACUCCUAUGGAAUUCAAGGUCAAGGAUGUCAAGGACAUUGCUGUUCUCAAGUCCAAGGAAUGGAUGCACUGGACUGAUGCAUUGGAAAAGCACGAAGUUACCGUUGGCUGUUCUUUGAUCUUUAGAUUGAACUCUGAAGUCAAGUACAAGAACAAGAAGGUUUACUCUAGUGUCAAGACUUGGGGUACUGUUGACAUGCAGGUAUCUACCAAGGAAUUUGUUGAAAUUGCCAAGGUUGAAUACGAAUCUGGUGAGAGCCACGGUAACCCUGUGAUUGAAUACUUGAAGCGCAAUGCUCAAGAAAUCGAGCAAGCCCACUUCUUUGAAAAUGGUGGUUACUCUGUUAUGCCAAGCCAAUCCACUUACUCCUCUGUCGUUCGUGCUCCUUCUUCCAACGAGCCUUAUGCUAGCGUCUCUGGUGAUUUCAAUCCCAUUCAUGUCAACCCUUACUUUGCUGAUCUUGCUCAAUUACCUGGUACCAUCACUCAUGGUAUGUGGACUAGUGCCUCUACCCGUAAGUUUGUUGAAAUCUUUGCUGCCGAUAACGUCCCUCGUCGUGUCGUUGCUUACGAUGUCAAGUUCGUUGGUAUGGUCUUACCCUCUGACAGACUCGAGACCAAGCUUUAUCACACUGGUAUGAAGAACGGUCGUAAGAUCAUCAAGGUUGAAACUUUCAAUCAAAACAAUGAAAAGGUAGUUGAAGGUACUGCUGAAGUUGAACAACCUGUUACUGCCUAUGUCUUCACUGGUCAAGGUUCUCAAGAACAAGGCAUGGGUAUGGCCCUUUAUGACAGCUCUCCUGUUGCCAGAAAGAUUUGGGAUGAAGCUGAUAAGCACUUUAUGGAAAACUAUGGCUUCUCUAUCCUUGAGAUCGUCCGUAACAACCCCAAGGAAAAGGUCGUUCACUUUGGUGGUCUUCGUGGUAAGAAGAUCCGUCAGAACUACAUGAGCAUGACUUAUGAUACUGCCGAGGCUGAUGGUACCAUCAAGACCUUGCCAUUGUUCCCCACUAUCAAUGAGCGUACUGCUUUCUAUACCUUCCGCUCUCCUACUGGUCUUUUGUUUGCCACUCAAUUCACUCAACCUGCCUUGACAUUGAUGGAAAAGGCUGCCUUUGAAGACAUGCGCUCCAAGGAGUUGAUUCAAUCCAACUGUGCUUUCGCUGGUCACUCUCUUGGUGAAUACGCUGCAUUGGCUUCUGUUGGUGACGUCUUGCCUUUGACUUCUCUUGUUGAUAUUGUCUUCUAUCGUGGUAUGACCAUGCAGUCUGCAGUCAAGCGUGAUGAAGAAGGUCGCUCCAAUUAUGGUAUGGCCGCCAUCAAUCCUUCUCGUGUUUCCAAGACCUUUAACGACACUGCUCUUCGUUUCGUUGUUGAUGCUAUUGCUCAACGUGGCGAUGUCUUGGAAAUUGUCAACUUCAACGUCGAAAACUGGCAAUAUGUCGCAGCUGGUGCUCUUCAAAACCUUGAUGCUCUCACUAAUGUCUUGAAUUACAUCAAGACUGCUAAUAUUGACAUCCAAAAGUUGAUGGAAACCAUGUCUCUUGAAGACGUUAAGAAGCACUUGGAUGAAAUUAUUGAUGGUGUCUUUGAAAAGACCAAGGCUAAGUUGGCUAAGGGUCGUAUUGUUCUCGAACGUGGUUAUGCUACUGUUCCUCUUCCUGGUAUUGACGUACCUUUCCAUUCUUCCUUCUUGCUCAGUGGUGUCACUCCUUUCCGUGGCUUCUUGGCCAAGAAGUUUGAUCCUUCAGAUAUUGAUGUUGGUCAAUUAACUGCCAAGUACAUUCCUAACUUGACUGCUAAGCCUUUCAGCACUGACAAGAGCUAUAUUGAAGAUGUCUACAAGUUGACCUCCAGUCCUCGUUUAGCUGAAGUGCUUGAAAACUGGUCUCCUGAAAAGUAUGUCACACCUGCGCAACAGCAGCAUCUUGGUUAUAUUCUCUUGAUUGAACUCUUGGCUUACCAAUUCGCCUCACCUGUUCGUUGGAUUGAAACUCAAGAUCAAUUAUUCAAGAACUACCAAGUUGAGCGUCUUAUCGAAGUCGGUCCUUCUCCCACUCUUAGUGGUAUGGCUGUUCGUACUUUGAACCUCAAGUACCAAGCUUACGAUAAUGCUUUAAGUAACCGUCGUCAGAACUUGAGCAUUGCUAAGGAUUCUAAGGAAAUCUAUUACGAAUUCGAAAGCGCUGUUGAGGAAGAACCUGAAGCUACUCCUGCUCCUGCUGCUUCUACACCUGCCCCUGCUGCUGCUCCCGUUGCUGCUCCCGUUGCUGCCGCUGCACCUGCUCCAGCUGCUGGACCCGCCGCUGCAGUCAGUGAUGCACCUAUUACUGCCACCGAAGUUCUUCAUGCUGUCAUUGCUCAAAAGUUGAAGAAGUCUCUUGAUGAAGUACCCAUGUCCAAGGCUAUCAAGGACUUGGUUGGUGGUAAAUCUACUCUUCAAAACGAAAUCCUUGGUGACUUACAAAAGGAAUUUACCAACGCUGUUCCUGAAAAGUCUGAAGAAACUCCUUUGGAUGAACUUGGUUCUGCCUUGAACAAUGGUUUCUCUGGUGCUCUCGGUAAGCACUCUUCUACUUUGGUUGCCAAGAUGAUCGGUGCCAAGAUGCCUGGUGGUUUUACCUUGAACUCUGCAAAGACUUACCUUUCCAACUCUUAUGGUCUUGGAAGCGGUCGUACCGAUGGCGCCCUCUUGGUUGCCAUUACCAUGGAACCUGCUUCUCGUCUUGGAUCUGAAGCUGAAGCUAAGGCUUGGUUGGAUAGUGUUGCCCAGGCUUAUGCUAAGAAGGCCGGUAUCACUCUCUCUGCACCUGGUUCAGGUUCUGCUGGUGCCGCCGGUGCCGCUACUGCUGUUAUCAGCAGCGAAGAAUUAGACGCUUUGAAGGCUAAGCAAGAUGCCUUGAUUUACCAACAGCUCAACUUGUACGCCAAGUACCUUCAAAAGGAUCUGCGUGAAGGCGCCAAGAAGUACGAACAAGAAAAGACCACCACCGCUAAAUUGCAAGCUGAACUUGACUUGUGGUUGGCCGAACAUGGUGAUAUCUAUGCUGAAGGCAUCAAGCCUGUCUUCUCUGCUCUCAAGGCUCGUCGUUAUGACUCUCACUGGAACUGGGCUCGUCAAGAUGCUCUUGAGAUGUGGUACGACAUUAUCUUUGGUAAACUUGCUGUCGUUGACCGUGAGAUCACUGCCAAGUGUAUCCGUGUCAUGAACCGUGCUUACCCUCAAUUGUUGGAUUUCAUGCGUUACAAUGUCGAAAAGUGUGCAACUGACAAGGGUGAAACUUACAGACUCGCCAAGGAAUUCGGUCAAGCUUUGAUUGAAAACUGCGUUGAUGUGCUCGCUGAAAACCCUGUCUACAAGGACGUUGGCUUCCCUACUGGUCCCAAGACUACUGUCACUGAGAAAGGUGACAUUAACUACGCUGAAGUUCCUCGUCCUGGCUGCCGCAAGUUGGCUGAUUAUGUCAGAGACAUGGUUGCUGGUUCUCAAAUGACCGAGCUUUCUGAACGUCUCAAGGCCCAACAUGGUGUUGGUCGUAUGCCCUUCUUGCAUCUCAAGAAGAAGAACCCUAGUGAGCCAAGUGGAUGGGAAUUCAGCAAUGAAUUAACUUCUUCUUACCUUGACGUGUUGCGCGAAAUUGCUGAUAAGGGUAUCACCUUUGUUGACAAGUGUGUUCUUUUGACCGGUGCUGGUAAGGACUCUAUUGGUUCUGAAGUCUUGAAGGGUCUUGUUGCCGGUGGCGCCAAGGUCAUUGUUACUACUUCCCGUUUCAGUCCUCAGGUCACCAAGUACUUCCAAUCCAUUUAUGAAACUUAUGGUUCUAAAGGAUCUGAACUUGUUGUUGUACCUUUCAACCAAGGUUCCAAGUUGGACGUUGAUGCUUUAGUCAAUUACAUCUAUGAUCCUAAGGGACUUAACUGGGAUCUCGACUUUAUCAUUCCCUUCGCUGCUAUCCCUGAAAAUGGUCGUGAGAUCGAUUCCAUUGACUCCAAGUCCGAACUCGCUCACCGUAUCAUGUUGACUAACCUUCUCCGCAUGCUUGGUAAUGUCAAGACGCACAAGCAGAAGAUUGGAUCUGACACUCGUCCUGCUCAAGUCAUUCUUCCCUUGUCUCCUAACCACGGUACUUUUGGUGCUGAUGGUCUCUAUGGUGAAUCCAAGAUCUCACUUGAAACCUUGUUCAACCGUUGGUACUCUGAAAGCUGGUCUCAAUACUUGCUUAUUGCCGGUGCCGUCAUCGGUUGGACUCGUGGUACUGGUCUGAUGAGCGCCAACAACAUGGUUGCUGAAGGCAUUGAAUCUCUCGGCACCAGAACCUUCUCCACUGUCGAAAUGUCUUUCAACAUUCUUGGUCUCAUGCAUCCUUCUGUUGUUGAACUCUGUCAAACUGAACCUGUUUGGGCUGAUCUUAACGGUGGUCUUCAAUUUGUUCACAACUUGCAAGAAGUCAACAUGAAGCUCCGUAAGGAAAUUCGUGAAACUGCUGAAAUUCGUAGAGCUAUUGAUGCCGAGAAUGCACUUGACUUCAAGGUCGUCUUUGGUGAAGAAGCCGAACGCAAGCACAAGCCUCACAAGAUCACUCCUCGAGCCAACAUGAAGUUUGACUUCCCUAAGCUUAAGCCAUAUGAAUCCUUGAAGCACCUUAGCCAUCUUAAGGGUAUGCUUGAUCUUGAACAAGUGAUCGUUGUCACUGGUUUCGGUGAAGUUUCACCUUGGGGUAACGCCAGAACCCGUUGGGAAAUGGAAGCCUAUGGUGAGUUCUCUCUUGAAGGUUGCAUUGAAAUGGCCUGGAUCAUGGGCUACAUUAAGCACCACAACGGUAACUUGAAGAAUGGUAAGUUCUACUCCGGUUGGUUGGACGCUAAGACUGGUGAGCCUGUCGAAGAUAAGGAUAUCAAGAGCAAGUAUGAAAAGAAGAUCCUCGAACACAGCGGUAUUCGUUUCAUUGAAUCCGAAGUCAUGCAUGGCUACAACCCUGAAAAGAAGAUGCUCAUGCAAGAAAUUGUUGUUGAUCAUGACCUUGAGCCUUUUGAAUGCUCCAAGGAAGAAGCUGAGCAUUUCAAGCAUCAACAAGGUGAUAAGGCUGAUGUAUACGAAACUGCCAAUGGCGAUUGGUGUGUCAUCUUACGUAAGGGUGCCACAUUGUAUGUUCCCAAGGCUCUUCGUUUCGACCGUCUUGUUGCAGGUCAAAUUCCUACUGGUUGGGAUGCUGCCCGCUACGGUGUUCCUAAGGACAUUGUUGAACAAGUUGAUCCUGUUACUUUGUUCAACAUUGUUUCCACUGUUGAAGCCUUUGUCUCUGCUGGUAUCACCGAUCCUUAUGAAUUCUUCAAGUAUGUCCACGUUUCUGAAGUCGGUAAUACUACUGGUUCUGGCGUUGGUGGUCAGCUUGCUCAAAGAGGUCUCUUCCGUGAUCGUCUUCUUGACAAGCCUGUUCAAAAGGACAUUCUUCAAGAAUCCUUCAUCAAUACCAUGCCUGCCUGGAUCAACAUGUUGUUGCUCUCUUCAUCUGGUCCUAUCAAGACUCCUGUCAAUGCAUGUGCCACAUCUGCUGUCUCUAUUGAAUUGGCUUGUGAGUCCUUGCUCACUGGUAAAGCCAAGAUCAUGAUUGCUGGUGCUACUGAAGACAUCACUGAAGAAUCAAGCUAUGAAUUCGCCAACAUGAAGGCUACAUCUAACGCUGUUGAUGAACUCGAACAUGGUCGCACUCCUGCUGAAAUGUCUCGUCCUACUACUACCACCAGAAACGGUUUCAUGGAAGCUCACGGUUCUGGUAACCAUAUUCUCAUGUCAGCAGCCACUGCUAUCGAAAUUGGCUGUCCUAUCUACGGUAUUGUUGCUCUUAGUAACACUGCUACUGAUAAGGAAGGACGUUCCGUUCCUGCUCCUGGUGCUGGUAUCUUGACCACUGCCCGUGAAAGCUCUGGCAAGAGAGCAAGCCCCUUGUUGAACUUCAACUACCGUGCUAGACAAAUCAAGGCUCGUCGUGCUCAGAUCAAGGCCUGGGUUGAAAGCGAAUACGCCUUGUUGCGUGAGGAAUUAGAAGAAUUGAAGGCUUCUGGUGAAUUAGCUCCUGAAGAAGAAGAAUCAUGGAUUGAAGAAAGAACUACGUUUAUCCAUCGUGAAGCUAAGCGUCAAGAAAAGGAAGCCUUGAGCACUUACAACCAUCAAUUCUACAAGAACGACCCAAGCAUUGCUCCUCUCCGUGGUGCCCUUGCUGUCUAUGGUUUAACUAUUGAUGACAUUGGUGUUGCCUCAUUCCAUGGUACAUCUACCAAGGCUAACGAUAAGAACGAAUCACGUGUGCUCAACACUCAAUUGAAACACCUUGGCCGUACUAAGGGUAAUGCUCUUUUGGCUAUUACUCAAAAGUACUUGACUGGUCACCCCAAGGGCCCUGCUGCUUCUUGGAUGGCUAACGGUAUGAUCCAAUGCUUGCUCAGUGGUCUUAUCCCUGGUAACCGCAAUGCUGAUAAUGUCGAUGUUGUCAUGAAGGACUUCGAAUACAUCCUUUAUCCUUCUCGCUCUAUUCAAACUGAUGGCUUAAAGGCUGGUCUUCUCAAGUCUUUCGGUUUCGGUCAAGCUGGUGGUGAAAUCUUGAUUAUUCAUCCUGACUAUGUUCUCGCUUCAUUGGAAGAAUCUCAAUACAAUGAAUACAGGGCUAAGAACGCUCAACGUUAUGCCAAGGCCUACCGCUACCUUCAUGACUCUAUCACCGGUGUUGCUGACUUUGUUCAAGUAAAGACUGAAGCUCCUUACAGUGCUGAACUUGAAUCCUCUGUCUACUUGAACCCUAGCGCCCGUACUGAGUACUCCAAGGAAAAGAAAUCAUGGCACUUUACCAACAAGUCUGCUAGCCGUGCUACUCCCUCUAUUGGUGACGCAACUGUUACCAAGAACAUUCUUUCUUCCCUUACCGAGCAACAAGCUGGCAAGAAGGGUGUUGGUGUAGACGUUGAAUUGACCAACGCUUUCAAUGUUGAAAACGCUACUUUCAUUGAACGCAACUUUACUCCUGCUGAAAUUGAAUACUGUAACUCUCGCCCUGAUCCUCAAGCUAGCUUCACAGGUCGCUGGUCUGCCAAGGAAGCUGUCUUUAAGGCUAUCUCAUCUUAUGGCAACAUCGCCUCAUCAGGAGCUGGUGCCCCCUUGAACGAAAUUGAGAUCAAGUCCAAUGAAGUUGGUGCUCCCGAAGUUGUCUUGACCGGUAAAGCCAAGGAAGCCGCUGGAGCCGCUGGAAUUAAAUCAGUGAGCGUAUCAAUCAGCCAUAGUGGUGCUUACAGUGUUGCUGUUGCCCUUGCUCAGUAAAAAAAAAAAACAAAAAAAAAAACUAGAGAUUAGAAAUAUGUUUGUACCAAUGUGUUUAUGAAAUAAAAAACUAUUGUUUUGUUUAAAUUGUUCGUUUUUCUCUCUUUCUCUUUUGAAUAUAGCAAAGUUCUUUUUCUC
Rhizopus microsporus ATCC 52813 is the source of this 11893-nucleotide messenger RNA. RefSeq names its product fatty acid synthase. Gene Ontology annotation, cellular component: fatty acid synthase complex. Lineage: Eukaryota; Fungi; Mucoromycota; Mucoromycetes; Mucorales; Rhizopodaceae. The coding region runs from base 170 to 11755 and encodes 3861 amino acids. The transcript is spliced from 6 exons. Gene Ontology annotation, molecular function: 3-oxoacyl-[acyl-carrier-protein] synthase activity; fatty acid synthase activity; enoyl-[acyl-carrier-protein] reductase (NADH) activity. Gene Ontology annotation, biological process: long-chain fatty acid biosynthetic process. The record is from RefSeq and is a predicted model, not a curated record.